AGCAAAUCCUACUAACCAUUUCCCUGCACUCCUGCUUCUUACGACCUGAAAGACCCUUGACGCGAUUUCUACAGUCAAUUUGUCAUCAAGUUCAAGAGUUGGAUUCCCGUGGAACCCGCCAGCGGCGAGAGGCCGAGCUCUGCAAAUGCUGACCCUAGGCUGUAAUCCACGUUUCCGGGCAUUUUCAUUAUCGUCUUCAGACUGUACCAACCAGUCGCGCGGAGGCCUUCCUCGCUUCUUCUCCGAAACCCUACCCCCUUCCAAGGGUGGUGUUGUGCGUGUGGAAGGCGAUGAAUUCUGGCACAUGACUAGGGUUCUGAGGCUAGGAAUUAACGAUAGGGUAGAGCUAUUUAAUGGAAAGGGAGGUUUGGUUGGCGGGCGCAUAGAGAAUAUUGAUCGUGCAGGGGUAGAUUUUAUAGCACUGGAGAACCCAAAACUAAUUUCUCCUAUGACCCCACAAUGGCAUAUUUUUGCUGCUUUCAGCACAUUAAAGGGAGGCCGAGCUGAUUGGCUAGUGGAGAAAUGCACUGAGCUUGGUGCAUCCAGUGUUACUCCUUUAUUGACUGAGCGCUCUCAGUCAAUAUCGGAAAGUCGGGUGGACAGACUGGAGCGAGUUAUUCUAGCUGCAGCGAAGCAAAGUCAACGCUUACAUGAAAUGAUUUUGAAGCCUCCUAUUGUAGUGGGUGCACUCCUACCGGUUGUAGCGCACUCAAGGUUAUCUUUGGUGGCUGCUGCGGAGGCUACUCCUGUUUUUAAUACAUUUAGUUCUCUACAAAAAGAACCUAGUGGGGUCAUAAUAAUUGGACCAGAAGGAGACUUCACCGAGAAGGAGUUAAAUUCUAUAGUGGAGGCUGGUGCAAUUGCUGUUGGUCUGGGCCCACUUCGCCUGCGUGUUGAAACUGCUACAGUGGCUCUCCUUUCAGCUCUGAUGUUAUGGUCUGACUCCCAGCAAACUGCCAGAAUUUAACUGCACUUCGGGGAAGCUUUCUGUUCUUAAGGAGAUGUAUUUUAUAUAUUCCCAUCCCUUAACAUCACAUUAGUGUGGAACUCUGUAUCUUCCUGUUUAAUUCACCCUCUUUGGUUAUAGUUUCUUGACGUAGUACUUGUUUUUGUGGUACCCUGCUUUUUGGAGGGUCCUUCAUUGUAUGAAACCAAAGGUAUUGCACGGAAUGUCAAAGCUUAUAAUGAAUAGUGCUACAGUUAUUUUUUUCUCCUUUACAUUUGGAUAUUGUCUUUAGUGCCCGUAAAAUGGGUACAAGAUUUA
Sesamum indicum (sesame) is the source of this 1264-nucleotide messenger RNA. Its product is annotated as methyltransferase. Gene Ontology annotation, biological process: rRNA base methylation. The record is from RefSeq and is a predicted model, not a curated record. Gene Ontology annotation, molecular function: rRNA (uridine-N3-)-methyltransferase activity. Lineage: Eukaryota; Viridiplantae; Streptophyta; Magnoliopsida; Lamiales; Pedaliaceae.